Messenger RNA from Trichoderma asperellum CBS 433.97, 549 nucleotides. NCBI's taxonomy places the organism in Eukaryota, Fungi, Ascomycota, Sordariomycetes, Hypocreales, Hypocreaceae. The record is from RefSeq and is a predicted model, not a curated record.
GCUCUCGAUAAAGGGCACGGCUAUUGACCCAUUUACUAAAUCUUACGCACAUUUCUGAAAACAUUGUACACCGUUCAUUGCUGUCGGACCAGCAGGCUGGCCUCGCCGCGCAGCGUAUAUCAUACUGGGGGAGGAGCAAAUAAACGAGAAAAGAGUAAUUGAGCAUGCAAGCUAAUCAGACCAUUGACAAAUCGAAUCUUACUACGGUCAUGAAGAGAGGGGGAAUUGGUGGGCAGCAGCGAGUUUUUUUUUUUUUUUUGCAUACUUCAGAAAGCGAGUAUGAAAGCACUUUCACUAUAUUGGGAAAAGAUGAUGUGUUUUGUCCAUGCUGCAAUUCAGAGUUGCCAAGGAAUAAAGAGAGGCAUCACUCAGCUUAUACUUGGAUAUCAAAGCGCUUGUACAUAGCGAUUCUUCAGGUCUUUCUACUCUUUUUUAUUCAAAUUUGUCAUCAACAUGGCGUGUAUAUAAGGGAUCAUUUUUCAGCUGUCCUAACUACCAAAGAAAAGAAUUAAGGAAAAAAAAAAAUAUGAAAUCCAUAUCCCAAAAGAU